AUGAAAAUUUUAAAAAGGAAAAAUGAAAACAUAAAAAAAAAAAAAAGAGAUUUAUAUUAUAAAAAAACUUCAAAAUUUGUAAGAUUUUUAUACAAAUUUAUAAAAUGGUAUAGAAUGGAAGCAGAGGUUGGCCCAAUACGGGCAUAUAAAUAUUCAUCAGUAAUAUUAUUUUUAAUAUUUUUAUUUAUAUUUAAUAUGAUAAUUGGUAUUAUAGUAUUGUUAUUAAGUAAUCAAUAUAUAGAAUGCAGAAUUCCAUAUGAAUAUAAAGGACAAUCAUAUACAAAAUAUUCAAUUGUUAGAGUAACACCAGAACACUGUAAAGGGAUAGGAAAUUUGAAAGAACUUAAAGGAAAAUUAAAUGUUCAUUAUGAAUUACAAGGUUUACAACAAAAUCAUUACCGAUUUGUAAGUAGCUUUAAAAAAGAACAAUUAAGUGGGCAAAUAUUUUUAAAAAAAGAAGAUGUUAGUGAAUGUCAUCCUUUUAUUACAUUUUCAGAAGGUGGAGUUAACAAAAUACUACAUCCUUGCGGUAUAUUUCCGUGGAAUGUUUUUAGUGAUAGUUAUAUUUUUUAUGAUAGAGAACCAGAUGAAUUCCCAUUUCCUACACCUAUACCAAUACAACAAAAGGUGGAAGAUAUUACAAUAAAAUAUUAUAGAAAAUUUUUUAAAAAUCCUUCUGCAGAACUUAUUAAUUCUCAUAAAGAUCAUGUAUAUUUUUGGAUGGAUGAAAAACUACAAUCUAAAUCUUUACAAGAAAAUAAAGAAACUAAUGAAAAAUUAGUCAUAUUACCUCAAACCUUAAAAUAUGAUCAAGCUGGUAAAGCUAUAGAAAAUAGUCAUUUUAUAAAUUGGAUGAUUCCAUCAGCACUUAAUUAUAUUAAACGUUUAUAUGCUAAGAUUGAUGGACCCUUAGUUUUUCCUUUCUAUAUUUAUAUUGAAAAUAGAUUAAAAAUUAGUGAUACUAAAAUAGUUGUUAUUUCUAAUUCAACCAUUUAUCCUGGAAUCACUUUGAUCGGAUUCAUUUUUAUUGUUGUAUCUCUUUUUGCUUUUAUUUUAUCUAUUCUAUACAUAAUAAGAAUGAGAAAAUAUCAAUUUACAUAG
Molecule: messenger RNA, 1101 nt
Organism: Plasmodium gallinaceum
Lineage: Eukaryota; Apicomplexa; Aconoidasida; Haemosporida; Plasmodiidae
Product: LEM3/CDC50 family protein, putative
Exons: 1
Coding region: 1-1101 (366 amino acids)
Cellular component (GO): plasma membrane; endoplasmic reticulum; Golgi apparatus
Source: RefSeq, a predicted model, not a curated record